This is a messenger RNA of Candida albicans SC5314, 1140 nucleotides long. It is a transcript of the gene AOX1, whose product is annotated as Aox1p. Gene Ontology annotation, molecular function: alternative oxidase activity. Gene Ontology annotation, cellular component: mitochondrion. The transcript has a single exon. Lineage: Eukaryota; Fungi; Ascomycota; Pichiomycetes; Serinales; Debaryomycetaceae. The record is from RefSeq and is a predicted model, not a curated record. Gene Ontology annotation, biological process: alternative respiration. The coding region runs from base 1 to 1140 and encodes 379 amino acids.
AUGAUUGGUUUAUCUACUUAUAGAAAUUUGCCAACCUUAUUAACAACAACAACAGUUAUUUCAACUGCUUUAAGAUCUAAGCAACUUUUGCGAUUUACAACCACUACUAGCACCAAGUCUGGUUCAUCAACAAGCACUACUUCAACCAUAGUUGGCAACUCCAAUCCCAAAUCACCAAUCGAUGAAGAUAAUUUAGAAAAGCCAGGAACAAUCCCUACCAAGCAUAAACCAUUUAAUAUCCAAACAGAAGUAUACAAUAAAGCUGGUAUUGAAGCUAAUGAUGAUGACAAAUUCUUAACUAAACCUACUUAUCGUCACGAAGAUUUUACCGAAGCAGGAGUUUAUCGUGUUCAUGUUACUCAUAGACCACCACGUACCAUUGGGGAUAAGAUUUCGUGUUAUGGAACUUUGUUUUUCCGUAAAUGUUUCGAUCUUGUUACUGGAUAUGCUGUCCCUGAUCCUGAUAAACCUGAUCAAUACAAGGGAACAAGAUGGGAAAUGACCGAGGGGAAAUGGAUGACUAGAUGCAUUUUCUUAGAAUCCAUAGCUGGUGUUCCUGGUUCCGUUGCUGGAUUUAUACGCCAUUUGCAUUCCUUAAGAAUGUUAACAAGAGAUAAAGCUUGGAUUGAAACACUUCACGAUGAAGCCUACAACGAAAGAAUGCACUUGUUGACAUUCAUUAAAAUUGGUAAGCCUAGUUGGUUUACUAGAUCAAUUAUUUACAUUGGGCAAGGGGUGUUUACGAAUAUCUUCUUUUUGGUGUAUUUAAUGAAUCCAAGGUAUUGCCAUCGAUUUGUUGGUUAUUUAGAAGAAGAAGCAGUGAGAACUUAUACUCAUUUAAUUGAUGAAUUGGACGAUCCAAAUAAGUUGCCAGAUUUCCAAAAAUUACCAAUUCCAAAUAUUGCUGUUCAAUAUUGGCCAGAAUUGACACCCGAAUCAAGCUUCAAAGAUUUAAUUUUACGAAUUCGUGCUGAUGAAGCCAAGCAUAGAGAAAUUAACCAUACGUUUGCUAAUUUAGAACAAUGGCAAGACAGAAAUCCUUUUGCUUUAAAAAUUAAAGAUUCAGACAAGCCACAACCAAAUUACAAUUUAGAUGUAACUAGACCCCAAGGAUGGGAAAGAAAGGAUUUGUAUCUUUAG